Lindgomyces ingoldianus is the source of this 2516-nucleotide messenger RNA. RefSeq names its product tRNA pseudouridine synthase D. Gene Ontology annotation, cellular component: nucleus. Lineage: Eukaryota; Fungi; Ascomycota; Dothideomycetes; Pleosporales; Lindgomycetaceae. Gene Ontology annotation, biological process: pseudouridine synthesis. Bases 49 to 2433 code for a protein of 794 amino acids. Gene Ontology annotation, molecular function: RNA binding; pseudouridine synthase activity. The record is from RefSeq and is a predicted model, not a curated record. The transcript has 2 exons.
CAUCAUCCGCACUCAAUAUCCCUUCAAUUCUGCUACCAACCUCCCUAAAUGGCCUCCCCCUUAAACCCCCCAGAUCCAGAUCCCGAUCCCGAAUCCCGCCCACACAAACGUCCACGUCUCGACAAUUCGAAUUUUCCUCCCGCUACCCUCGCAAUGCCCAUCUCUAACCUCACCAGCGAGGCCGAAAUCGAUAGAGAAGUCAAGGUAGGCAUUACGGAAUAUAUCUGUCCGGAUAAUUUGGGGUUCAAGGGCGUGUUUAAGCAGCGGUAUACGGAUUUCUUAGUAAAUGAGAUUUUGCCGAGUGGAAGGGUUUUGGAAUUGAGGAGUGUGGGAUUGGGGAUAGAGGUGAAAGGGAAGGAGGGGAUUAAGAAGGGAUGUGCUGAGAAUGAGGGUGCGGGAGUGAAGGAGCGACUAAGUAUUGUAGAAAAGGCGGAGGUUGAGCAGAUUGGUGACGAGGGGUAUGACAAAGAAAACAAUGGUGUGGAGGAGAUGGGCGAAGAGAAAAAUGGUGAAGAUAAGAAUUGCGGGGAGAAACAGAGCCGGGACAAAAAUGGGGUUGAGAAGUUCUUCACAAUCCCAGAAAACGACCUCAAGAUGCUGCAUACCAUCUUGGGCGAGGUGACCACUGCUCAAAUCGAAUCCCUCGUUUACAAAAUCAAGAAAUACCCUGAACGUAAAGGCCGCGACUUCGAUGCAGUCGUUUCUAGCGAUCCUGUCAUCAACAAGGAUGAGCGCACAGUAAUCCACGAGACCCUCCGUCGAUUAUUUCCCUACAUGCUUGAGUCGAGUAUGGAUCAAGACCAGCGUAUGAGGGUUCGGCCUCGGCCAGUCCAGGAACGUGGCAAGAAGAAGGGCGGCAAAAAUCCAGAGAGGGAUAGAGGUAGAGACCGUCACCGUGGUAAAGUAGGUUGGGAAGAGCUCGGGGGAGAAUAUCUGCACUUUACUUUAUACAAAGAGAACAAAGACACCAUGGAAGUCAUUGGCUUUUUGGCCAGCAAAACGGGCGGUAUGAAUAAUUAUGGUUAUGCUGGGACGAAGGAUCGACGAGCUUGCUCCGUGCAACGAGUUAGCGUCAGACGCCAAACCGCCGAGAGGUUUGCUCAGCUUGGAAGGAAUCUCUGGAAUUCGGCGAUUGGCGACUUUGAGCAUCAGGACCAGAAGCUCGAUCUGGGCGAUCUUGCCGGCAACCAAUUCAUCAUCACCCUGCGGGACUGUCAUUUCGACAACGAGGAUGGGCUGGAUGAUGCAGAGCGAUUGCAUCUCGCCAAUAGAGUAAUUUCGAAGUCCGUCCAAGACUUUUCAGAAAAGGGAUUCAUCAACUACUUCGGUCUCCAACGCUUCGGUUCCUUCGCCGCCACAACAGAUAGUGUCGGCAAGAAGCUUCUUCGAGGCAACUUUGAAGGUGCAAUCGACGACAUCUUAGUCUACAGCGAGAGUGCCGUCACAGCGUACGAUGCCAAAGAGACAACCCCGGCAAUCCUCAUCUCGCAAGACGAUAAAGAACGCGCAAAAGCUAUACAUAUCUGGAAAACGACCAAAGACGGCAACAAUGCCCUCCGAAUUCUGCCGAAGCGAUUCAGCGCCGAGUCAAGCAUAAUUCAGCAUCUGAGUUCAAGGAACAAGGGAAGUGGGCAACAUGAUAGGCGGACCGACUACCAGGGUGCACUGAGGACUAUCCAGAGGCGGCUUCUAACUAUGUACGUUCAUGCGUACCAAAGCCUUGUCUGGAACGUCGUUGCGGGAAAGCGGUGGGCAACAUUUGGCGACAAGGUCGUUGAAGGCGAUCUUGUCCUCGUGCACGAACAUAAGGAUAAGGAAGUUAAUCAGUCAAGAAUGGAACUCGACACAGUCGACCAGGAUGGUGAGGUUGUUAUCAACCCAUCGGGCGCCGACAGUGCCAUCAGGGAUGAAGAUCGCUUUGAGCGCGCGAGACCAUUGUCCAAAGAAGAGGCUGAGAGUGGGCAGUACAGUAUCUUCGACAUCGUGCUGCCCCAACCAGGCUUCGAUGUCGAGUACCCCAAAAAUGCUAUCGGCGGCUUCUACAAGGAGUUUAUGGCGAGCGAACAAGGUGGUGGUCUCGACCCGUACGACAUGCGCCGGAAAUGGAGGGAUAUUAGUCUGAGUGGUGGAUACCGGAAGUUCCUAGCGAGACCGCUUAAGGAGCUGGAGUUUGAAGUUAGGGAGUAUGUAAAAGAGGAUGAGCAGUUUGUCGAGACGGAUUUGCAGAGGGUUGUAAAGGAGCAGGGUAUUCAGCUUGACUGGAUGAAACAGACGAAGACUCACAGAGAUGGCAUGCAGGAGGGGGAGAAGAAGUUAGCGGUCAUCUUGAAACUCCAGCUGGGCUCUAGCCAGUAUGCUACGAUGGCGCUGAGGGAGCUGAUGAAGAAGGGAGUGAAGGCUUUUCAGCCUGAGUACAUGGGUGGAAGAGGUUAAGGUCAAUGGACCUGGUAUAUAUCCACACCCUCCCUGCUAGGUAGGGAGCACUCAUGAGCAAUAGUUGACUUCUGCUCUUCUUC